Kazachstania africana CBS 2517 is the source of this 4959-nucleotide messenger RNA. RefSeq names its product serine/threonine-protein kinase GCN2 (gene GCN2). The transcript has a single exon. NCBI's taxonomy places the organism in Eukaryota, Fungi, Ascomycota, Saccharomycetes, Saccharomycetales, Saccharomycetaceae. The record is from RefSeq and is a predicted model, not a curated record. Bases 1 to 4959 code for a protein of 1652 amino acids. Gene Ontology annotation, biological process: regulation of translational initiation by eIF2 alpha phosphorylation; DNA damage checkpoint signaling. Gene Ontology annotation, molecular function: protein binding; ATP binding; eukaryotic translation initiation factor 2alpha kinase activity. Gene Ontology annotation, cellular component: cytosol.
AUGUCGAGAAGUCAUCUUACAUUAGAUCAAUACUAUGAGAUACAAAACACUGAACUCGAGGCUAUAGAGUCCAUCUAUAUGGACGAUUUUAUUAAUUUGACAAAGAAAAAAUCGAGCUGGGACAAACAGCCACAAAUUAUAUUCGAGAUUUCAUUGCGAUCGAGUGAGAAAGAUCCCGCGGAAUCAUCUUUAACUUUACAUAUUGCAUUGACGCCCAUGUAUCCUCAUACAGCUCCAGAGAUUACUUUUGAGAAUAUUGCAAAUGUUACAGACCGUCAGUUACAACAGUUAAAGGAUGAGUUUCGUAUGAUCCAUAAGGAUUCAAGAGGUCAGGAAUUCAUCUUCGAUAUUGCGGUUAAGACACAAGAAUUAUUAGAUCAAUUCCAGAAUUUGGCAAACACUCAGUCAUUAGAAGAUGACCGAUUACAAAGACUGAAAGAGACAAAGGAAAAGUUAGAACGUGAAGAAAGAGAACGACAAAAACAGAUUGAAAGGAGACAAAUUACGGAACAACAACGUAUUGAUGAAAUUGUACAAAAAGAAUUGGAGAAGAGAAAGGAUUAUGACGAUUCUGUGUUCAAUCCAACAAAUCAAAUGGAAUUAGUCCCGCCCAGCGAAUGGGUUGCCUCUGGUGAAGCAAUAGUAUUUCCUAAAAUUAUCAAGGCUAAACUGCCGAACAACUCUCUGUUAAAAUUUAAAGCAGUAGUAAACCCAAAACCGGUUAAAUUGGGCUCUGAUCUAUUGUCAUUUGCUGAUCAAUUUCUGGUUAAGCCGUACAUUUCACCUGACUCACCUUUGGCAGACUCUUUGAUGUCUUCAGAAAUGAUGGAAAGCUUUUAUUUUCUUUUGACUGAAAUCAAAUUGGAUAAUUCGUAUUUCAAUACUUCAAGCGGUAAGAAAGAAAUCUCUAAUUUGGAGAAAGUACUAGAAUCUCUAACAAGAGUGAGGCAUGAUAACGUCAACUGUAUAUAUGCAUAUUCCGUGGAAAGAAUGGGUAGAAAUAAUGCCACAUUUGUUUGGAAAAUCAGGAUAUUAACAGAAUAUUGUAUUUCCUAUCCAAUUGGUGACAUCAUUCAAUCCGUAGGUUUUAUCAAUCUUGCCACAGCACGUAUAUUAAUGAUCAGAAUAUUGGAAGGUCUUGAAGCUUUGCAUAAAGUUGGGAUUUUUCACAAAUAUAUUACUUUGCAAACAGUAAUGCUUGUAAAGGAUUCUGAUUUCGGUACAACAAUUCCAAAAUUAAUGCAUCCAGCUUAUGGAUACGCUAUCAUAGAUAUGUUAAUACGGUACCCGAACAGACAAAAUAACUUUUCCAUUGAUAAACCAGAAAAUUGUUGGGAGGCUCCUGAAUUGUCGAAAUUCAAAAAUAGUAAACCUCAGAGAAUGACAGAUAUUUGGCAGGCAGGUGUUUUAUUUUUACAAAUGAUAAGUGGGGUGGAUACUGUUCUAAAUUAUUCCUCACCACAGGAAUUUUUCGAGUCUACACCAAUGGAGGACAGUUUAUCUGAUUUUCUAGAAAAAAUGCUAGAUCCUGAGCCAAAGAGAAGGCUUGGAACUUUGGAACUUUUACCGAUGAAAUUUUUAAGAACAAAUAUUGAUCCUGACAUCAAUAAAUUCAGUUUUGCUUCUGACAAAACUUUUUCCGGCAAUUCAUCGUCUGAUCUUAUGGCUAAUAAGGCUAGGACAGCGUCCCAUUCGAGUGCGAGAAGAAGAUCGUUCAACGUAGGUUCGAGAUUCUCUUCUGUAAAUCCAAAUACCCAAUCGAGAUAUGCGUCUGAUUUUGAAGAAGUUGCCAUAUUGGGUAAAGGUGCUUUUGGGCAAGUUGUCAAAGCAAGAAAUGCAUUAGAUAGUAGGUAUUAUGCUAUCAAAAAAGUUAGGCACACAGAAGAAAAAUUAUCUACCAUCUUGAGCGAAGUUAUGCUAUUGGCAAGUUUAAAUCAUCAAUAUGUUGUGAGGUACUACGCAGCCUGGUUAGAGGAGGACUCAAUCAACGAAAACGUAUUCGACUCUUCCGAUGACGAUGAUGAUGAUGAUGAAGACGAGGAAGAGAGUGACGAGAGUAAUUUUACAUCAUUAGAUCCUUUUAACCAAUCUAGUCUAUAUGUUAGCAGGACUAAUAAUGAUAUGGAUAAUAGUAACUGGGAUUUUAUUUCAAACUCUGGAUAUCCGGACAUAGUAUUUGCCAAUAGCUCAACGGCACCAGAAGAUGAGAACGUUGAUGAGACAGAAGAAGCAGACAAUGAUGGUAGUGUCGGAGGAUCGAGUAAUGGUGUAUCUUUAGAUACGAAAAAAAGAGCGAUUAUAUCCAGUGGUUCCACGAUAAAGAAGAAAAGUACCUUGUUUAUUCAAAUGGAAUAUUGUGAAAACCGAACAUUGCAUGAUUUGAUUCACUCUGAAAAUUUGAACAAGCAGCGUGAUGAAUAUUGGAGAUUAUUUAGACAAAUAUUGGAAGCCUUGAGCUAUAUCCAUUCACAAGGCAUCAUUCAUAGAGAUUUGAAGCCAAUGAAUAUUUUUAUCGAUGAAUCAAGAAACAUUAAGAUUGGUGAUUUUGGUCUGGCCAAAAAUGUUCAUAGGUCUAUUGAUAUUUCCAAAAUAGAUACAGCAAGUGCUGCUGGUAGUGCAGAUGAUCUUACAUCCGCGAUUGGGACUGCUUUGUAUGUUGCCACAGAAGUAUUGAAUGGUAAAGGUAACUAUAAUGAGAAAAUUGAUAUGUAUUCCUUGGGAAUCAUCUUUUUUGAGAUGGUUUAUCCUUUCAGUACUGGUAUGGAAAGAGUUAAUAUUUUGAAAGGAAUGAGAUCUGUAGAUAUUGAGUUUCCAAGUGAUUUUGAUGUGAAUAGAAUGAAAAAUGAAGAAAAAAUAAUAAGACUACUUUUAGAUCACGAUCCCAGCAAACGGCCAGGAGCUAGGCAACUGUUAAACAGUGGAUGGUUGCCUGUAAAGCAUCAAGAUGAAGUGAUAAAGGAAGCCCUAAAGAGCUUGUCAAAUCCUUCCUCUCCUUGGCAGCAAGAAGUUAGAGAGAGUCUUUUUACUCAAUCUUAUAGUUUGUCGAAUGAUAUUUUAUUUGAUAAUGUGCAAAGUACAACAUCUCAUUUCUCCCAGAUACUAAGGUCGCAAAUGACUGAAGAAGUAAUUAAAAUAUUCAGAAAACAUGGCGGUAUUGAGAAUAACAUGCCACCCCGUAUUUUUCCUAAGGCACCUAUUUACAGUACUCAGAAUGUUUACGAAGUUUUAGAUCAUGGUGGUACUGUUCUUCAAUUACAAUAUGAUUUGACUUAUCCUAUGGCCAGAUAUUUGUCAAAAAAUCCAAGUUGUGCUUCAAAACAAUUCCGUUUUCAAUUUGUAUACAGACCACCAGCUCAGCUGAAGUCAAGCUCCGAACCUAGAAAAUUUGGUGAAAUAGAUUUUGAUAUUAUAUCUAUGUCUUCUUCAGAAUCAGCACUAUAUGAUGCUGAGAGUAUCAAAAUUAUUGAUGAGAUCUUAACGGCCUUUCCAGUUUUCGAGAAGACCAAUACCUUAUUCAUUAUAAACCACUCCGAUAUUCUAGAAAGUGUCCUCAAUUUUAGUGGAAUAGAUAAGGCUCAAAGGCCGCUAGUGUGUAGAAUGCUAUCGCAGGUUGGGUUCGCCAAAUCCUUCAGGGAGAUAAAGGCAGAGUUAAAAUCCCAGCUGAAUAUUUCAUCCACGUCUCUCAAUGAUUUAGAAUUGUUUGAUUUUAAGCUUGAUUUUGAAUCCUCAAAGAGGAGAUUACAUAAGAUAAUGGUAGAUAGCCCUUAUCUUCGUAAGAUAGAUGAAUCCCUGAACCAUAUUACAAAGGUGCUAAACUUUUUGAAACCAUUCGAAGUCACUAGAAACAUUGUUAUAGCCCCUUUGAGUAACUAUAAUAGUGCAUUUUACAAGGAGGGUAUAAUGUACCAAGCAGUAUACGAUGAUGGCUCAUCCAGAAGUUUAAUUGCUGCUGGUGGGCGAUACGACAAAUUAAUUUCAUAUUUUGCAAGGCCUUCAGUGGCUAAGACUAGUACAACCAAAAAAGCUGUUGGUUUCAAUUUGGCCUGGGAGACUAUCUUUGGCAUAGCUCAAGGUUAUUUUAAGUUGGCAACCGGCAACAAAACUAGAAAAAGGAACAAAUUUUUGAAGGAUAAUGCUAUUGAUUGGAAGCCUAGUAGGUGUGAUGUUCUUAUUUCUAGCUUUUCAAAUGCGUUAUUGGACACAAUUGGAGUUCCAAUUUUGACAGAACUCUGGAAAAAGGAUAUCAAAGCAGAUUUUCUCCGUGAUUGCUACACUAUUGAAGAUGUUGUUUCGGGAGCGCAACAGGAUGGUGUGGAUUGGAUAAUAUUGAUUAAGCAACAAACAUACCCUAUGCCCAGCCAUAAGAGGAAGUACAAACCACUAAAAGUGAAAAAUCUAAGUACGAAUCUCGAUAUAGAUCUCAGUGUUGACGAAUUUCUUGAUUUAUAUCAACACGAAAGUGGUGUGAAAUCACUAGGUGAUACAUUUUCUAUGGUGGAUUCGAAAUACGACGAAAAUAGAUGGGAUGAUACAAGCAGUGUUAGCAGCGGUCAGGAAGGUGAGUAUGAAGAUAAUGCUAAUAUACCAAAAAAUCAAAAGGUGAUUUACGUUCCGAAUAUGGCUACGAGGUCAAAGAAAGCCAGUAAAAGAGAGAAAUGGGUUUAUGAGGAUGCUGCCAGAAAUGCGUGCGGUAAUAUCAUUAACAAUCUAUCUACCGCGCCGGUAAUUACCAUCGAUGCCAUUAGAGAUGAGACGAUGGAAAUCAUUGCAAUAACUUCAUUGGCACAAAAGGAUGAAUGGUUGAGAAAGGUUUUUGGAUCCGGUAACAACUCUACGCCUCGAAGUUUCGCAACCAGUAUCUAUAACAGUUUAUCUAAAGAAGCUAGUAAAGGAAAUCACUGGGCCAUUUUGCAUUGCCACAAGACAGGAAAAUCAUGUAUCAUUGAUUUGCAAAGAUAG